AUGCAAGAUUUCAGUGUUAUGAUAAUUAUACCGAAUCUGGUAAUCCACUAUAGUGACGAAGCAUUAGCGGUAUUUAUGCUUCGUCAGACGCAAACUUAUAAGGAUUCAACAAUAAUACGUACACGCGAUCAACAAAAACUUGACGAGUGCGAUAUUGUGGUGGAUGUAGGUGGCGUUUAUGAUCCAGAAAAGAACCGGUAUGAUCAUCAUCAGCGAGGAUUCUUUGAGACAUUUAGUCCGCAACAUUCCAUCAAAUUAAGUAGUGCUGGAUUAAUAUACAAACAUUUUGGCAAGGAAAUAAUUGGAACACGGUUAAACUUAAAUCCCGCAGACCCAAAACUAGAACUUUUAUAUCAAAAAGCCUAUGAAGAUCUUAUAGAAGGAUUAGAUGCGCAAGAUAAUGGAAUUAAUCGAUACCCGGAGGAAUGUCAAGCAAAAUAUAAAGAUUUGACUAAUCUACCACAACAAGUUGCGAGAUUGAAUCCAUGGUGGAAUACUGAGAAUCCUGACAUUGAUGGUCAAUUCUAUAAGGCCGUAGAAUUAACCGGCUCAGAAUUUUACAAUCUUAUAGAUUAUUUAGGGCUUGCCUGGCUUCCAGCACGUGAGAUAGUGAUGAAAGCAUUCGAGAAGAGAUUCGAGAUUGAUAAAAGUGGUAGGAUAUUAGUAUUGGAUAUGUUUUGUCCUUGGAAGGCGCAUUUACUUGAUCUUGAAAAAGAAAAGAAUAUUGCAAAUGAUGAGAACAUACUUUAUGUAUUGUAUCCUGAUGAUUCGGAAAAUUGGCGAGUACAAUGCGUUCCUGUUACUUUAGAAGCUUUUAACUCUAGAAAACCGUUACCUGAAGAGUGGCUUGGAUUAAGAGACGCCGAGUUAUCAGAAAAAGCGAAGAUCGAGGAAUGUAUUUUCGUUCAUAUGUCAGGAUUUAUUGGAGGUAACAAAACGAAGGAUGGCGCUUUGGAGAUGGCCAAAAAAGCAUUAAAGUCGUAA
Ambispora leptoticha is the source of this 984-nucleotide messenger RNA. Lineage: Eukaryota; Fungi; Glomeromycota; Glomeromycetes; Archaeosporales; Ambisporaceae. The record is from the annotation of a GenBank genome assembly.